UUACACAGUAUGCUGCUUAAAAAUACGCAUCCUUAAUAACUUCAGUAAAAUAAAAAGCAAACCAAGUGCUAAAAGUGGUAUGUGCACUAAAUAAUCCGAGAAAUAUUAGUUAUCAUGAAAAGGAAAUCUUGCGUAAACGUCGGGAAUGGUCUAUUCUUGGAAUGGAAUUCUCGAUCUUGGUCGUCUUGUUGCUGUUGGGUUGUGUUAAAAUGUUGGAAUUCUGACUACAAUAUUUCUUAAUUCAUGUUGUUUAUAUUGUUAUAUAUCGUUUGAAUGGCAAUGGACGUUGAUAACGAAGUAGACCAAGAUUUCUUAACAAGGUUUAACGCGCUAGGAACGACAGAUCGAGAUAUUUUGAUAACAGAAUUACAAAGACUGUUGAAUUUCCAGCUCAGUCACGCAGGAUGUAUUUUCUUUCUAGACAUGACAAAUUGGAACUUGCAGGCAGCAGUUGGUGCUUAUUAUGACUUCAAUAGUUCUCAGACAGUUGAAAAGUUGCCAAACAUGGAAUUCAUGCAAGAUAUAACAAUUGGUGAAGGAGAAGCUGUCCCACCAAAUACAAAAUUUAUUAAAACCUGGAGAUUAAAGAAUAACGGAGUUGAAAUGUGGCCUCCAGGAGUUUUCCUAAAGUUCACUUACGGGGAUCAACUUGGACCGAUCACAUUUGUGUCAGUUCACGCAGUUGAACCAACGAAAUCUACUGAUGUCAGUGUUGAAAUGAUCUCACCAUCAAGCAACGGCAUUUACCAAGCACAAUGGAGAAUGUGUACAUCCAUGGGUCAAUAUUUUGGGGAUAUAAUUUGGGUAAUAAUUAGUGUUAACGAGAGUGGUUUGUUACGGGUAACGCAGCAGUUUUCAGAGUUAGGACAUGAAUCAAGACUAUCUCCCGUCAAGCCAAAUGAUCAACAUAAUGAACAAACACCAUCUGGAUUCAAUCCAUUUUCAUCAUCUGAUACUCCAACUGUCCCAUUUAACAGUCCAGUUAAAGCCACAGAAAACGAGAAUAGCCGUAAUAACCAAAUAUCAAAAGAAGAUCAAUGAUGAUCAAUCAUUAUUCGUUCCUCGACCUUAUGUCCCGUGGAAGAUAAACUAAAUCAGGAUUCAAACGAAUAUCUCCAACCCUUCUCUGACCGCUCGUCCGUAGUCUAGACGGAAUAUUGGCUGUGCCAAAAAUCCUAGAACUAUGGUAAAAUUACCUAGAAUAUAUUCAUUCCAAAGUUUGAAUGAAUCUAUAGUUAAUACGUUUCAGUUCCUGAUAAUGAGUGCAAGUACCGGGGUACUUCCGGUUGUACGAAGACAGUUUGUAAACCGUGCAUGGAUUAGUGAAAUCAAUAAUUACGGUACUCUAAUGCCUCUCGUUAAUGUUAUAUAAAGUAUGUACUAUAAGUAUAUCUAGUCGCAUUAUUUAGUCCAUCAGGUCAUGCCAACAUUUAGGGCUGCUUUCCACUGUCGCGUUUUUUGCACAUACAUAUACAGUGGCGUACGGGGAGCGAUAAUUGGGUGGGGGGUACAAAUUCAUAUUAUCUCUCACAUUAUGUCUGUCAACAUGAAUAUAUAAGAAUACGUGCCCCCCCCUCCCCAAUUAUCGUCUCCCGUACGCCACUGUACACAUACACGCACCAACCCUAUGCAUCUAUUCAAUCGUUGAUUUCAUAAGUAUCAUUAAAAUGAUUUUAAACUUUCACGUGCGUAUACGUAGGAACAAAAAACGCGACAAUGGAAGGCAGCCCUUGCGCAAAACAGGGUGAGUCAAGAGAAACGUGAAAUCGAAUUAAACAUUAGUGUUUUUCGUCUUUCCCUAUGGGUGUUAAAAUGCUUUCCAAAAAUGCACAAAUUUGCAUGGAAGCUUGGCAUUUUACUUGGUGGGAACACAUAAUGGUUUAAAUGUUGCGGAUCCUCGUGUCCCGUCAUGAUUGAAAAGAAAAUCAGCCGCUGUUGACACAAGAGAAUUGUCAAAUAAGGCCAGCCAUAAGUUCGCAGCAAAUUUGAAUAUUAGAGCCAUCAGUUUUUCUGGACUCAUUCUGCACCCUUGUCAACUUUGCUAACUUAUAUUUGAAAUAAUUCCCCGUUUAGCAGUGUCACAUGCAUGGCUUCUUAUAACCAGCCCUGAUAAAUACGAAUAAAAUAAAAUUUAAUAUAUUUCUAUCACUGCUGUUCAUAAAACGUUGUUAGUCACCUGAAAAUUUUAUUGUCCCCUUAUUUUUCGAUUAUUGUCAGUCGUGUGCAGUGAUUCCAUCCAUCACAUGUACGCUUGUUGCAUUUCCUAUUAGGAGGUUACUAUACAUGUACGCCAUCGACAGUGACUAUAGAUGACAUUGGACGCUUCCCCUAUGGGGCCGCGGAGAGGAGGGGGGGAGGGGGCAGGGGAAGCAUUUUGCCCCGGGCCCCCAACCUGAAGGCGCGCCUGACUUAAGAAAGAACCUAAAACUAAAGCAAAUGACGUUUUUGACUUCACAAACGGCAUGAAUAACGUGAAAAGACUGGGUCAAGGAUUGUGAUUGGUGGAAAACAAAAACUUUACUUCC
Dendronephthya gigantea is the source of this 2525-nucleotide messenger RNA. RefSeq lists its product as uncharacterized. The record is from RefSeq and is a predicted model, not a curated record. Gene Ontology annotation, molecular function: ubiquitin binding. Gene Ontology annotation, biological process: macroautophagy. NCBI's taxonomy places the organism in Eukaryota, Metazoa, Cnidaria, Anthozoa, Malacalcyonacea, Nephtheidae. The transcript has 6 exons. Bases 274 to 1041 code for a protein of 255 amino acids. Gene Ontology annotation, cellular component: phagophore assembly site.